ACGUCGUAUCUUUUAUAUUUCAUAUUGUCAUUAAAUGUUAAGACCCCAACGUUUCAAUGAAUUUAUUUUGCUUUAUAACUUAUUUAUAGAAGAAUCAUAAAAAAGUUGAAUUUCUUUUAUACAAUUAUUUUGUGCCACAUCACUUUGACUACGUAAUGAGUUUUGUACUUCUUUAGGAAAAAAAUUAAAUACAUUUCUAGAAUAAUGAGGAAUGUUAUGUUAUAUAUAUUGUUUAAGAAGAAGAUUUACUUUAAAGUGCAAACAAAAAUAUAUACUGUCAGUCCAAUUCAAUUUUUUUCUCCUUAUUUAACUCUUUCAAUGCUUCCCCCGAUGACUGACCCCGCUGCUGCCGACACCAUGCCGGUCGUUACUGUUAUCGGAGGUGAUGAUGGUAUACCGCCAGAUCCAUUGUUACAAUCGGAAACCUACAUCAACGGUGAGACGAAUGCUCGGGUUGAAACCGCCAAACCAAACAAAGCUGACGUCGUUGUAGAAAAAGGAAAGGUGGUCGACCUAGCUACUUCGGCGUCGGUGGAAUCGGAGAGUAAGAUGGAGGUUCAGAUGACGGAAUUGGUGGCUGGGACGGUUACGCCUAUGCAUAAGGUGAAUAGAUCGAUUGAGGUGAAUGUUGCAAGGCCGAGCUGGUUGCCGGAGGAUUGGAAAUUUGUAACGGAAGUUCAUAUCGAUGGCGCUUUUGCUGGAACUAUAGAUAGAUAUUAUUAUGAUCCAUUCUGUGGGACUAAAUUCCAGUCAAAGACUGAGGUGCUUGAUUUCCUGGGAACAGGUGGCAAGUGCAAGGACGACACUGGUGGUGAUGCUACACCAUCUGUGACCCGCAGUAGCAAGAAACAGAAGAAGAGCAGCUCGGAAAAAGGAAAAGAGAAAAUUACCUAUUCUUGCCUUGAUGCUGCGAAUCCGGCAGAGUGUGUGUGCUGGGUUCAGACAGAUAGUUGUGCAGAUACUUGGACACCUUUUAUUGAUGGCGACAUGGUUCCUGAAGGCGAAAGAGAAGAAUGGGAUGCUGUCUUCUCGGCUGUGUCGCAAAGGAAUGCAAAUGAGGAGGCAGGCGUCUCUAAUGUGCAGUAACCAGUUAAAGAACCUGUCUCAGUAUCUGGCUAGACUAGAUAGUGUGUCAAAUCUCAUCUGAAUUGGGCUCACUUUCUUUUGGAUUUAGCAUAGGGACCUCAUAGUUGUUGAUAGCUUCUUGCUUUGGCAUAGGAAUAGGCAAAUGUUGCUCCUCCUAACUUCUGUUCAUGGUGUAUUAGUAUGGUCUGUUGUUGGUGCCAUCGAACCAGUAAAUUUGAAGCAUCUUACUAGGAUGGACAUAUGUGAAAAAUUGUCUCAAGUAUGAAAAUACUGUAGUUAUUGAGUAUGAGCUGGUCUUAUCUUAUGCAUGUGAAUGACAGAUUGUUUUAUCA
Molecule: messenger RNA, 1418 nt
Organism: Capsicum annuum
Lineage: Eukaryota; Viridiplantae; Streptophyta; Magnoliopsida; Solanales; Solanaceae
Product: methyl-CpG-binding domain-containing protein 6-like
Exons: 3
Coding region: 205-1086 (293 amino acids)
Molecular function (GO): DNA binding
Source: RefSeq, a predicted model, not a curated record